CUCUUCACCAGUGUUCCGAUGAAUAAAAUUCAACUUCACUGAACUGAACAGCUGAACUCAACUUGCAAGCAAAUUUAAAGAAAUACACCGAGUAAAUAUGAAAGAAAUAGAACACCAGCUAUGAUGAAUAGAAUUGAACUCUACUGAAUUGGAAGCUAAACAGCGGAAUUUGCAAGUAAAUUUAAAGAACUAAGCAGAGUAUGUACAAGAAAUAGAGCACAGUUAUUGAUUUAAUCCCCGUUUUGUGCCCACCAGAGCAUGGAUAGGCCAGUGUCAGAAAAGAGUAUAGAAUUUACUGUGCUUUAUAAAUCUCAAGUUGAAAAUCGUAGCAAGCAUGAGUGCAAAUAAUUUUUUUUUUACAUCAUGGUCAAUGUUUUAACAAUUUAAAUCGAUUGCUUUAAAAUGAGUCCCAAAACGCAAACUUCUUUCACAAUAAAUGGUUCAUACCUUUUUUCGAAAAACGUGAUAAAAGGACAAUGGUUGUUAAUGAAUCAAUAUGAUACACUAUGAUUGUGAAUUGUUUUAACGGCGCAAAAAAGUUUACCGUAACAGAGCAUGUACAAUAUUCAAUGAAGCAACAUGACGCAAUACACUUCAACGCUUUGUUGGAUUAACAUGUAAAUGCGGAAGAGUCAUAAAGUGGACAGAUAUUAUAGAAAAUAUUCAUAAACAAGAUAUAUGCCAGAGCUGGAAAAGAAUUAAAACAGUUCUAUUGAUGUCAUUCUGCUGAAAACUGUGAUAGUAAACAAGUUUUAACGCUGGAUAUGCUGUUCAAUUUUCUGAAAAUUAUUAAAGUUUCUGUGAAUCGGUUUUGUGAGUCGGAUUUAUCAAAGAGUGCAAAUAUUCAUUAAAUGUACUGCCUCAAAGGUCAUAAAGUAAACAAACUCAACAGGAAUGCCUGUGUACGGGAUAAAUUACUCGUUCUUUCUAACUCCGCUCAUUUGGAUUAGAAGAGAAAAUUUACAUACACCAAAUGUCACGUUUUUUUUAUAUUUGAGACAGGCAAUUAGUAAGAUUUUUAAACUUUCUUACACCCUGCAUUUGAAAUGUUUGUUGGUUGAUAUAGAAUUACGACAAAGUGCUUGUUCCGCCUUGCUCAGGAUGUAAGGGACAUACACGACUUGGUUCAUAUUAUUGCAUGAUGAUGCGACGUGAAUGCUGUCUGUGUCUGUUGUUAACAAAUGCGCUUGUGUUUAUCAUUUUAUAUAUGUACAUUCAACCUGGGACAAACUUGCCGGCUUUCCACGAAGAUUCAACCAAUUUCUACUUUAAGAUGAAAAAAAUUCAGAAUGGUGUUGAUGGCAGUGAAAAAACGGAAAAUUACCCAGGCAGAUGUGAAAAUGACCUAGAAUUACUCAUAUUAGUUCCAAGUUCGAUGUGGAAUUUUAGGCAUAGGGAGGCCAUCAGAAAAACCUGGGGAAACAAGGAUAGUUCUGAUGCAGAAACACGGCUGUUGUUUUUUACGGGAACAUCACUUUCAAAUGAAACAUUUCAACAAAUGUUUACGGAUGAACAAGGACAAUUUCAAGAUAUCGUAAAGGUAAACAUUACAGAAUCGUAUGAUAAUUUAACUAAAAAGUCAAUAGCAUUGUUAAAAUGGGCUCAUUUGAACUGUCCCGGCGUUAGAUACGUUUUGAAGUCGGACGAUGAUAUGUUUAUAAACAUUCAAAACCUAGUUAAUGUCUUGAGAAAAACUAAACCAAAAAACGCCAUUCUAGGAGUGAAAAAUUCACACUCAGUCCCGUUUCGGGACAAAGGAUCAAAGUGGUAUGUGUCCAGGGAACAAUAUCCAAAGGACAAGUACCCAAUAUACAUAAGUGGGACAGCCUAUGUUAUAACUGGGGAUAUCAUAUCACCAUUAUACAAUUCAACACUUUAUGUGCCUUCAUUGUUUAUAGAAGAUGUGUACUUGAAUGGAAUAUGCCGUGAAAGAAUUGGAGCAGAAGCCAUUCACCUUCCAGGCUUUGAUCCAGCAAGAAACAAAGGAAAGAUUAAUGGACGAUUUUUUGCGAAACGAAUAACAGGACAUCAUUUUUCUCCCAGGGACAUAAUACUCAUGUGGGAUGAACUUAAGACAGUUCUAAAAUCACCCCGUUCUGUAAAUAAUAACUGACAAAAUGUUACUAUAAGAAAUCUUAUGCUUAAAUAAUGGUAUUUAAGCAAUAAAACACGAUCAACAAAAUAAACUUUGAACAAAAAUGUACGCCCUAGACAUACACAAUCAUAUAUCAUACGGAAGUUGAUAAACAACAAAUAUAACAAAACGUGGUUGCAAUAAAU
Molecule: messenger RNA, 2280 nt
Organism: Magallana angulata
Lineage: Eukaryota; Metazoa; Mollusca; Bivalvia; Ostreida; Ostreidae
Product: beta-1,3-galactosyltransferase 5-like
Exons: 1
Coding region: 1139-2113 (324 amino acids)
Cellular component (GO): membrane
Molecular function (GO): hexosyltransferase activity
Source: RefSeq, a predicted model, not a curated record